AUGGAACAUAGGUUACAUUUUCUUGGUUCAUGCAACGGGUUGGUGUGUCUGUUUGAUAUCGAUGAAGGUUAUGUUAGAUUGUGGAACCCUUCAACCAAAUUCGAAUCCAAUAAAUCUCCAUACCUUAAUUUAUCAUUUGAUAAAUGGUCAAUAGCAUUUUACGGCUUCAGCUAUGACCAUGUUAAUGACAAGUACAAAGCGCUAGUAGAUGUACGUAUUAUCGGUAAUAUUGGUUAUGAAAAUGUGAGACUUUAUACUUUUGGGGAAAAUAAAAAGAUUCGUGUUCAAACUCUUAGAGGUGACUUUAAACAUUUGUUUAUGGAGGAGUUCGAGUCAAUUUCAAAUUAUUUUUUUCGAGUAUUUUCCGUAGUCAACCAACUUAAAAUAAAUGGUGAUGUUGAUGAGGUGAAAGUCAUGGAGAAAAUGAUUUGGAUGCAUGAUGGACUUGGAUAA
Molecule: messenger RNA, 453 nt
Organism: Vicia faba (fava bean)
Lineage: Eukaryota; Viridiplantae; Streptophyta; Magnoliopsida; Fabales; Fabaceae
Source: the annotation of a GenBank genome assembly